AGUGCUGAGCUGUCGCCGCUACGGAAGAGACGUGGCGGCCCUGGCUGUGUGCGCUGUGCCGCGAUGUGAUUGGCCAGGGCUGUGUCUGGCGGUCAGAGAGUUGCACCCGCAGCCGGGGAGAGGAUGCCUUGGAGGGAGGUGACUGCUCGUGCUCCGGCCCUGCUCGUCUUGUGCGGGGUGUUGUGCAGCGGAGUGAGGGCGCUCCCGGCAAUCAGCGAUGACAUCCCGUUCCGCCUCAAUUGGCCCGGGUCGGACUUCUCUCUGCCAACCACAGGAAUACCAUACAGAGAAGACAACUACAUCAUCAUGACCACGGCCGAUAAGGAGAAGUACAAGUGUCUGCUCCCACUCACUGCCAGCGAUCACCAGGAAGAAGAAAGAGAAUAUAAAGGUCUGUCUCCUGGAGAACUGUUAGAACCGCUCUUCAAACAAACCAGCUGCUCCUUCAGGAUUGAAUCGUACUGGACAUAUCAGGUAUGCCAUGGAAAACAUAUUCGUCAGUAUCAUGAGGAGAAAGAGGCAGGACAGCAAUCGAAUAUUCAAGAGUAUUACCUCGGAAACAUGAUGAAGAAAAGCUCAUCUGACACAGGUGAGAAACAGGAAGAAGGAGAAAUAGCUGGAAUCCAUAGAGAUAUCCCAGCCAAAAACAUUGAAGGACAGAUGACACCGUAUUACCCCGUUGUAAUGGGGAAUGGAACACCAUGCAGCUUGAAACAGAACCAACCCCGUAGCACGACAGUCAUGUAUAUAUGUCACCCAGAUGCCAAACACGAGAUCCUGUCUGUAGCCGAAGUCACUACAUGUGAAUAUGAAGUUGUAAUACUGACACCUCUUCUUUGUACCCAUCCCAUGUACAGGUUUAAAACCUCUCCUAUAAAUGAUAUCUUUUGCCAGUCAAUGCCAGGGUCACCACUAAGGCCACAAAGCCUAUUGAAAUUGGAACAGCAGCGGGAGAUGAUGAAGGCACCAUUUAAGCCCAACAAAGAGGAAGAGCAGCAAAGCAUUAAGGACAAGUUCUCCACCAUCCAUAAGCCGGUGACGGUGGGCUCCCAGCAUCUUGUCACUGUGGGGACCACACACAUUUCCAAGCUGACAGACGAGCAGUUGAUCAAAGAGUUUCUCACAGGAUCAUAUUGUUUUCAUGGGGGUGUUGGGUGGUGGAAGUAUGAAUUCUGUUAUGGAAAAUAUGUCCAUCAAUAUCAUGAGGAUAAGGACACUGGCAGAACGACCCUUGUUGUUGGCACUUGGAAAGAAGAACAACAUUUUGAAUGGGCCAGAAAAAAUGUUGCAAGGUUGUACCAUCCCCCUGACGAGGGCGUGCAGAGCGUUAGAAUGGUGUCACAUUUCUAUGGUGGUGGCGAUAUCUGCGAACUGACAAAUAAGCCUAGGCAGGUGAUCGUAAAACUAAAGUGUAAAGAGUCCGAGUCUCCCCAUGCUGUCACUGUAUAUAUGCUCGAGCCACAGACUUGUCAGUACAUACUUGGCGUGGAAUCCCCAGUAAUAUGCAAGAUUCUUGAUACAGCUGAUGAAAAGGGGCUCCUCUCAAUUCCCAACUGAGACAAUAAAUGAAGAAUGUUCUGCUGGGACCUCUAAUCAAGCAGCGGGAUCAAGUGUACAAAAUUUCAAAGAACAUUUGUGUAUAUGUACGUGUGUAUAUAUUGGAUAAUACAGAUUUUAAAUACAAUAAUCUUUUUUUAUAGGUUUCUGAAACUUUUUUUUCUUCAAGGCGUUUCAUGAUAAUGACUGUUACGGGUACUAUAUAUAUGAGCUUUGUGUUAAUAUUGUUAUAAUGUGCUGCAGCAAGUGUUUCAUGCUCUGCAGUAUACACUAUAAGGGAAAUUUACUAUGAAGUAAACAUUUCAAGUCAGUUUUGCU
Messenger RNA from Bufo bufo (common toad), 1875 nucleotides. It is a transcript of the gene ERLEC1, whose product is annotated as endoplasmic reticulum lectin 1. The coding region runs from base 124 to 1557 and encodes 477 amino acids. Gene Ontology annotation, biological process: endoplasmic reticulum unfolded protein response; retrograde protein transport, ER to cytosol. NCBI's taxonomy places the organism in Eukaryota, Metazoa, Chordata, Amphibia, Anura, Bufonidae. The transcript is spliced from 14 exons. The record is from RefSeq and is a predicted model, not a curated record. Gene Ontology annotation, cellular component: endoplasmic reticulum lumen.